UGAAACUUUACGCUUUGACCAGUCAAGUUAUCAAUGGGGAGAUGCAGUUCUACGCCAGGGCCAAACACUUCUACCGGGAGGUGCCAGCCACAGAAGAGGGCAUGAUGGGAGACUACAUUGAGCUCUCCAAUACAGACAUUGAAUCCUCCAGGAAGUUUCUCAGGAAGUUUGUUGGGGGGGUGGGCAAAGCUGGCACCAACCGCGCCCUGGACUGCGGCUCUGGGAUAGGUCGUAUCAGCAAGCAUGUCCUGUUACCAGUUUUCAAGAGCGUGGAACUGGUGGAUAUGAUGGAGAAUUUCCUGGCUGAGGUCCCAAACUACCUGCAGGGCAAGGAGGACAGAGUAGAGAUGUAUUAUUGCAAAAGCCUUCAGGAAUUCACUCCUGCCCCACAAAGAUAUGAUGUCAUCUGGAUUCAGUGGGUUUCAGGAUAUCUGACAGAUAAAGAUCUCCUGGAGUUUCUCAUCCGGUGCCAGAAUGGCUUGAAGGAUAAUGGUGUUAUCAUUCUCAAGGACAAUGUAGCCCGGGAGGGCUGUUUCCUGGAUUGUCUGGACAGUAGUGUGAUCCGAGACCUGAACAUCCUCCACAGCCUCAUUGAAAUGAGUGGACUCACCAUCCUACGAGAGGAGAGGCAGGAGGGAUUCCCUGAGCAGUGUGUCCCUGUCUGGACAUUGGCCAUGCAGAAAAGCCCUGGCCAUUCCUGA
Mesitornis unicolor (brown roatelo) is the source of this 701-nucleotide messenger RNA. It is a transcript of the gene NTMT2, whose product is annotated as methyltransferase like 11B. Gene Ontology annotation, biological process: N-terminal protein amino acid methylation. The transcript has 3 exons. The record is from RefSeq and is a predicted model, not a curated record. Lineage: Eukaryota; Metazoa; Chordata; Aves; Mesitornithiformes; Mesitornithidae. The annotation marks the transcript as partial. Gene Ontology annotation, cellular component: cytoplasm. Gene Ontology annotation, molecular function: N-terminal protein N-methyltransferase activity.